Molecule: messenger RNA, 365 nt
Organism: Phaethon lepturus (White-tailed tropicbird)
Lineage: Eukaryota; Metazoa; Chordata; Aves; Phaethontiformes; Phaethontidae
Product: tumor necrosis factor receptor superfamily member 6B-like
Exons: 3
Source: RefSeq, a predicted model, not a curated record
GUACCCCCUUCGAGAACACCCAGUGCCGCGCCUGCCCCCGCGGCUUCUUCUCUUCCUCCAACUCCAGCACCAAGCCGUGCCAGCCGCACCAGAACUGUGAGCAGCAAGGGAAGGUGACCAACGUGCAGGGCAACCAGUACCACGACACCCUCUGCACCUCCUGCAGACUGGGGAGAAGCAACAGCACGCAGGGACCAGCUCUAGGAGACGACGACUGUGAGCAAGCCAUGAUAGACUUCAGGCCUUACCUCCCCCCCCUCAAAGAGGGGCACUACGAGGUCACCAAGGAGCUGCGGGACGCGCUGCGAGCCGCCAAGCUGCACUCCAUCGAGGAGAAGGUCCGCGAGCGCUUCCUCCUGUACUGA